AUGGCGAUCGCUUUGCCACCUACACCCAUAGCAGCGAAUGCUAGCCAUGAAGAGAGUGAUGAGCAUGCGGAGGAGCAUGCUCCUUUGAUUGCGGAAACCGAUCAGGCGAGUGAUGUCGGACGUGCUCCUCCCAAGGCGGAUCCGGAACAUCGCUAUGGAGACAACGCCUCACUUCCUAUCGCAUUUCUGAUCUUGUUAUUAACCUGGGCAAUCGUAUUUGCGAGCAACCCUUUUGCUCUCGGCUGGUUUUUUUACCACCCAGUCUUGCAAACUGCCUCUCUUCUGGCCUUCACUUAUGGUAUCGUGACACUGCAGCCUACUGCACACGCGGACACGAAAGCGGCUGGACUCUCGCGACAUCAGCGCGCCAUGCUGCUACUCGGGUUCCCUGCCAUUACGUUUGGCGUGUUUGCGAUGUGGCUGAACAAGACAGUGCAUGGCGCAGCACAUGCGACCACCUGGCAUGGUGUGUUCGGGUAUAUGACUAUAAGCUGGAUGGUAAUCCAGGUUUUGAUUGGCGGUGGGAGUGUAUGGUUCGACGGUCGUCUUCUCGGUGGCAGUUCUCGGGCCAAACGUGCAUGGAAAUAUCACCGGCUGUCCGGCUACUUGCUGUUCCCGAUGCUGCUCUUCACCAUCCAUCUUGCCGGGUCCUGGUCUGACUGGGUCACGAUGAGCAGCUUGUAUGCUAUCAGAGUGGUUGCAUACGAUAUCGCACCGCUUGUGCUAUUCGCAGCCAUCCUGUCUCGUGUCAGGUAUGUCCAAGCAUGA
Molecule: messenger RNA, 768 nt
Organism: Postia placenta MAD-698-R-SB12
Lineage: Eukaryota; Fungi; Basidiomycota; Agaricomycetes; Polyporales; Adustoporiaceae
Exons: 5
Coding region: 1-768 (255 amino acids)
Source: RefSeq, a predicted model, not a curated record